Molecule: messenger RNA, 2878 nt
Organism: Branchiostoma floridae (Florida lancelet)
Lineage: Eukaryota; Metazoa; Chordata; Leptocardii; Amphioxiformes; Branchiostomatidae
Product: post-GPI attachment to proteins factor 4-like
Exons: 2
Coding region: 816-2051 (411 amino acids)
Biological process (GO): GPI anchor biosynthetic process
Cellular component (GO): Golgi membrane
Molecular function (GO): glycosyltransferase activity
Source: RefSeq, a predicted model, not a curated record
CGUACAGAUGCAGGAUUUGGGAUUAGUCACUCGAUUUGACUGGUCGGCCCUUUUAAUCAACAGCGCCAACGAGUAGACGAGACGAGAAGUAAUACGUAGUAUAAGGCUCGUAAGACUUCUGUUAACCUGAAUGGGAUCAUUGCAGGAUUGACUUUUCUGUUUCUGUCGGUUUUUCAUAUGUAGUCACCACAGGGCACACAACGUAUAUCUUGCCUGUGUUUGAUUUUGACUUGGCUACGGAUCAACUCCUGUGCAUGCCUACAUUUACACGUCCAUAUGCGCGAUUCGGUUCGGUAGGUGACAGUCGGGGCAGGUGGAAAAACAGGUUUGUGUACACAACAAAGAAAGUAACUCGUGAUCACAGAACAGACAACUCGCGCGACUUGUAAACGGAAUUUCAAGGAGCUUACAUUCCACAGUCUGCAGCUGUGUCUGUUCUUCCUAACACAGUGAUCCAUACUAUUUCAUCUUUCUAGCACGUCGACAGGAACUGUGACCGACACUUUCUUUUUGGUGGCUCGGAAGACAAAGGUAUGGGCAUGCUGAAAGUUUCAUGAGUCACGUUUCAGGCCUGGAACUCUUGGUACCAUUGGGAGCCCUCAUCUCACCAGAAAAUGCGGAAAGAUACACCGUGGAAUAUGAACGUUACCAAAGAACAUCAGCACGGUUGAAAGUCGUGUGAACUCUACAGGCAAACAAUGCAGCAAUUGACAACCUUGCUGCCAUCAUAUUUGAUGAAAAGGACAUAAAUAACAUCACGGCUAUUUUGUGGCAAUACCGUUUUUGUAUAAAAACGUCUAAACUAUCUAGCAGAUAUGUGGCGCCUUGUUUACAAGUGGUCGAUCGUAAAAUUUUACAUAUUAGUGUUUUGCGUGAUUUUACCCACCUUUUGCCACAGAAUGUACUUCUCCAUUUAUUACAAUCAGUACCUACAUAUGAAAGGGUCGGAUCCGAACACUUAUUCCAGGAGAGUCAACGAUGAGCGAAGGAGACAGGCCGAAACGUUUCUCACCUCAAAUGUUGUAUCUUCCUACCCCACCCUUGAAACGCAGCCCAGUGUGAGAUUAGCAGUUGGGUUUGUCACUGUGAACAGGCAGCCGAAGAUGCAGGACGGCAGCGUGUACAACCCGGGCUACCUCCUCCAAACAGUAGCAGCGAUUCUUCGGGAAAAGCCACCUUUUCCGACUCGUCUUCUCGUUUGUAACGUGGAUUCCGACCCCCUCUCCAACUCUGAUGCGGUCUUCUUGUCAUCCAUUGUGCCUGUUCUCUCAAGAUACCAACACGCAGAUGAACCGAUUAGAGGAAAGACUUUGUCAAGCAGACUUCAGAAAGAGAAAGAUGACUACGUUUACUGUUUGAACCAAACGCUCGCUCUCAAUGCAGAGUAUAUCCUUAUCAUCGAAGACGAUGCUUUAGCAACACAGGGAACGUUAGAUAUCAUUGAGCACAUCAUAAUCACCAAGCUCGAAAAGAAAUACCACGGUUUCGAUCUGGAGGACAAUAAUUCCACAAAAUCCAUCAUCAAGCUGUUUUCUCCACAGUAUAUUCAGCGUGAUUUCUUCACAACAAAACCAAAACGAAUCAUCAUCAAUAUACUUGAACUCGCGGGCAUCGGUAUAGUAGGUGCAACAACGAUUAGUUUGGUACAUUUCAUACUUGUCAAAAAAUGCAGAAAUCCCUACGUAUUCCAUAAUAUGUUCUUUGUUGCGAAUGUUAUAUGUUGUAUUCUGGCAGCUCUUGCUAUCUCCAGACCACAUCGCCUGGAGCUUCGAAGGAUAUCAAAACAUUUGUAUGUCAUGAUUGAUGCCAACGACUGUUGCACGCCAGCAGUUUUGUACCCCAAGAGCGCUGCUAUGGAGUUAAUGUCUUACAUGCAGACCGACGUCGACAUGAAACAUGGCAGGAUGCCAUUGGACGGUGUUAUGGACGAGUUCGUGAGAGAACGCGGGUACAGACAGUUUGCGGUGGAGCCUAAUCUGUUUUCUCACAUAGGACAGCAUUCCACCCUUCACUCAGAUUCAAAACUUAAGUUUCUUCAAAACUUUAUAUAGGGCUUAGAAAAUGAUGUUCUUUCUUAUAUUCUACCCGUAUUCCUGAGCUGACUGCAAACGUCAUUGGUCGGUGAUAAAUAAUCAUCUGUCAUCACUUAAAGACGUGAGCUUUAAAAGGGCACAUGAUUCUUUAAUUGCUGACCUUUGUUGCGUGGCAAGGAAUCCGCCAAACAUCAAAGAUUCAUAAUAUUUAUACACUCAUGUGACGCAAGCCUGGACGUUAGUGCGUCGUGGGUAACGUUCGACGAUGUAAGAUGGCAGACACGAACGUCAGGGCAUUUCAAACAUGACAAUAGGAGGGUGUGUUGUAUCAGUGUCUGUAGCGAGGUACCCUUGGUCGCCUGUGGGGAGGUUUGACUUCAUACGCCUGGAAUCAUGACGUGUCGGUCCCCUGAUAGAUUUAUUACCGGACGAUGGCAGGGUAGAAUUACACAGCAGCGUCAACCACUACCAAGACUAUUGAUUACACGGCGAAUGGCGUCUAGUUAUCGAUCAUCUGGAUUAUUCUCAUAGUCAGACCCACCCAAAUGACGUGGGAGAACUUUUGAAAAAAAUUAAAGGUUGUUAAAAAUCCCAUUCACGCCCAAGUGCAGCCUUGUUAACGAUAGUAUGCAUAGAUAAUGUUAAGUCGUUAUUUAUUUGUCAUUCGAUUGCCAUUGAACAUAUACAUUGUUUGGAUCUGAUAUUAGGUUUUAGCUCGUCAAAAGUACGCAUUGCUAAUCUAAAACAUAUAAUGACUCUUGUGCCCAAUCAUCACAUCAUUUCUGGUGAAGUCCUAUUGUUAUAUGUAAACCACAAUAAUGAAAUCAAGAAGGUUGUUGUUGUUG